Mya arenaria is the source of this 1042-nucleotide messenger RNA. RefSeq lists its product as uncharacterized. The transcript is spliced from 5 exons. The record is from RefSeq and is a predicted model, not a curated record. NCBI's taxonomy places the organism in Eukaryota, Metazoa, Mollusca, Bivalvia, Myida, Myidae. Bases 230 to 700 code for a protein of 156 amino acids.
ACUACUUAUUUGUGUACAGUUGCAACCGAUAUUCUUACGUUAUUGAAUCAAAAUUCCUUUAGUUAUCUUCAAAAUAUUUGUAAACAUUAAUUGAAACUAACGUCUUUCGAUAAAAUAUUUCAACUUUACUAUAAAUUGGCUUCGAAUAAUUACGCACACUUAAACUUUGCGGACUAGUUAGUUUACAUCAGGUGGGCUUCGGUCACUAGCAACACAAGAAGGUUUCAGAAUGAGUAUCCAGUCAGCAUUAAGAUUUGAAGCAGAUAAACCUGCUAACCCUAACUUAAGGAAAGCAUUUGAAGCACAAGUAGAAAGAAUCAAAUAUGAUGAGAUUAUGGCUGACAGAGAGAAUGUGGUUCGACUCCAUAAGUACAAUGAUUUCUGGGACUCCCUGGUGAAAGAUGUGAACACUAUUGUGCUCAAAGCUGAGGGCAAGGCAGAUGCUGAUACAGAGGAGGCCUGUGACAAGGAAAAGAACGUUAACCAGCGGGCGGGUUGGAACGAGAAUUUAGAGGUGGCAAGCUGGAAGAAGCGCAUCCAGAACGAGGCUGAGUACAUCAAGUCUGAGAUAAGGAUGGCUGCCAAGGCUUCACUGGCUGUUCGGCGGGUGGCGCUCAAGCAGCAAUAUGAGCGUGAGCUGGCGCAGUGGGAGAAGGAGCUGGCGCUGCAGGGCAAAACAUUCUACAAACAACGCAUAUAGCCCGUCUACACAGACAGGAGUGUUCAUUAUGUAAUUAAAGGAUUCAGUGAUUGGAAAAUGUUUGAGAUUAGAUCAUGCUUAAUGAGCCAGUUUUAAAGAAUGAAAUACAAUAUGUACUGAGAAAAAGCAAUUGCAAUACUAGUAUAAUCUUUAGACAUACUGUGUAAAAGUACCCGACAUAAGCCAUUUGUAUUCUACUAGUUAAGCAUGGACUUGCAUUGAUUUUCAUUUUCCUAAAAAUAUCAUUUCUAAACUAUUAAUAACUGUGAUAGAAUAUUAAUAUUAAAUUAUUUUUUCAUGUUUUAUAUGUUUAUGAAUUAUAAUAAAUUUUGUUAAAUUUCA